Messenger RNA from Abrus precatorius (Indian licorice), 2256 nucleotides. RefSeq names its product nitrate regulatory gene2 protein-like. The transcript is spliced from 4 exons. The record is from RefSeq and is a predicted model, not a curated record. The coding region runs from base 1 to 2256 and encodes 751 amino acids. Lineage: Eukaryota; Viridiplantae; Streptophyta; Magnoliopsida; Fabales; Fabaceae.
AUGGGAUGUUCUCAAUCAAGGUUGGAUGAUGAAGAAGCAGUGAAACUUUGUAAAGAUAGAAAGAGAUUCAUUAAACAAGCUGUUGAGCAAAGAACUCUAUUUGCUAGUGGACAUGUAGCAUACAUCCAAUCUUUGAGAAGGGUUUCAGCUGCUCUUUGUGAUUACUUUGAAGGUGAUGAGUGUCAUGAGUUCUCAUUGGAUUCAAUCGUAACCCCACCUUUCACUCCUGUCAAGAAAACUACUACUCCUGCCACUACCUUCAUUCCCAUAUCAUCAAAAUCCUUCACCCCAACAACAAUUGAGUUUGGACCCAAAACAACUCUGAAAGUGAAUUACCUAAGGCCAGGUGGUAAUCCAGCAAUUUCAGUUGAGGAAAGGCCUCAAUCACCGGAAACGGUUCGAGUUGAAAUGAAUUAUUUUCCCAUGCACCAGUUUGGCAUUGAUGGCUUUUAUAAUAUGCAAUCCUCACCUAUGAAUCCCUCAAUUUUUGCUUAUUCUCCCAUAAACAGGCCUAAUAUCCCUCCCCCUUCACCUCAAUCUACUCAAUGGGAAUCCUUCUGGAACCCAUUUUCAUCAUUAGACUAUUAUGGUUACCCCACCAGAAGUAGCCUUGACCACACUGUUAUGGAUGAUGAGAUCAGAGGACUGAGGCAGGUCAGAGAACAAGAAGGAAUACCAGACCUGGAAGAAGAUGAAACUGAACAAGAAGACAUUGCUGACAAGAGAAAUGUAGCCGAAGAAAGAACCAAAAUUGAUAUAAACUCCUCCAAAGAAGAAGUCAUGGUUGAAGAUGUUAAUGAGGAGGAGGAGGAGGAGGAAGAGGAGGGAACAGAUGUUGUUGAAACAAGAACUGCACAUGAAGUCUCAGACUCGCAAGCCAAUGGAAGUGAAUGUUUUCAAGUAUCAAAAGCUCAAACUACGGGUCAGGAAUUGGAAGUUGGUAAUCAAGAAGCUCAGGAAGAAACACCUGGUUUUACUGUUUAUGUAAACAGAAGGCCAACAAGCAUGGCUGAAGUGAUCAGAGAUCUUGAUGCUCAAUUCACAAUAGUCUGCAAUGCAGCCAAUGAUCUAUCAUCACUGUUAGAGGCCAAGAAAGCGCAGUAUUUAUCAACAUCUAAUGAGCUGUCAGCAUCAAAGUUGUUAAACCCUGUAGCUUUGUUCCGCUCAGCUUCUUCACACUCAUCCUCAUCAAGAUUUUUAAUGAAUUCUUCAAGCACGGGGGAUGAAGGAUUUGAAGGCACUGAUGAUCUGUCAGAAGAAAAUUGUUCGUUUGCUGUUAGUCAUCAAUCUACACUAGACAGAUUAUAUGCUUGGGAAAAGAAGCUCUAUGAGGAAGUCAAGUCUGGAGAACGUGUUCGAAUUGCAUAUGAGAAGAAAUGUCAGCAACUCAGGAACCAUGAUGUGAAUGGAGAGGAACCCUCUUAUGUGGAUAAAACAAGAGCAACCAUUAGAGAUCUUCAGACCCAACUAACAGUUUCAAUACACUCAGUUGAAGCUAUUUCCCGGAGAAUUGAAACUCUAAGGGAUGAAGAGUUGCAUCCCCAGCUUCAUCAAUUAAUGCAAGGGCUGGCAAAGAUGUGGAAAGUGAUGGCAGAAUGUCAUGAGACACAAAAGAGAACUUUAGAUGAAGCUAAGAUUCUUCUAGCUUACACAGAUGCCAGAAAACAGUGCGCCAGAUCAAUAACUGAUCCACAAAGGCUUGCUCGUUCUUCCUCCAAUCUUGAAACUGAAUUGAGAAAUUGGCGAAACACCUUUGAGUCGUGGAUCACAUCUCAAAGAUCCUAUAUUCAUGCUCUAACUGGAUGGCUUCUAAGAUGUGUUACAUGUGAGCCUGAUCCAUCAAAGUUAGCAUGCUCUCCUCGUAGGUCCAGUGGCACACACCCAUUAUUUGGACUCUGUGUUCAGUGGUCAAGGCGUCUAGAUGCCAUCCAAGAAACAGCAGUGCUUGAUGCCAUAGACCUUUUUGCAGCUGGUAUAGGGUCCCUUCAUGCACAACAGCUAAGGGAAGAUUCUCGAAGAAAUCAAGUUGGAUCAAAUGAUAAUAUGCAAAUGGUGGAAGUUGGUGGUGAAGUAGAAGAGGUAAUGACUACUGAGAAAUUGGUUGAUGUUGCUAUUAAGGUACUUUGUGCUGGUAUGUCAACUGCUAUGAGCUCAAUGGCAGAGUUUGCUGUUGAUUAUGCUGAGGGAUACAAUGAACUCGUUAAGAAAUGGGAGAAUGUUAACUUGCAGCACAUUUCUUGUGGGACUGGAACUUAG